AUGCCGUUAUACGAAGAUUGGACAGCCGAACCCGUCAACGAAAAAAUGCAAGAAAUUUGUAAUAACCUAGCAUCAGAAUCACAAUUGACAAAAACGGAAAUUUGGUUACCCGGUUCAAAAGCAUACAUUGCAAGUAGAGUACGAUACUUUAAACAAACGGCUUUGAGACCUGCUUGUGUUGCUGUUCCUACACAGCCGCAUGGACUACAACGAUUGAUUCAGCUGAUCGGGAAGGAACGGAUACCGUUUGGCGUCUCGAGCGGUCAACAUCAUAGCAAUAUUGGUUUCAGCUCUACGGCAGGUGGGCUGCAGAUUGAUAUGCGACAGUUCAAAGAUCUCAAAUUGAGUAAAGAUAAAUCAUAUGUAGACGUUGGACCAGGAUUAACAUGGUAUGAGGUAUAUAGAAUGCUAGAGGGAACAGGUGUUCAAGUUGUUGGAGGAAGGACUCAAUCGGUCGGUGUAGGUGGAUUUCUAGCCGGUGGCGGAGGAAUGGGGUGGUCAACAAACGUACAUGGGAUGACUGUAAAUACUGCAUUGGAAGCUGAAUUGGUCACACCACAAGGCGAGAUAAAGACAGUCUCCUAUUCAAAUGAUCCGGACCUUUUCUGGGCUUUAAGAGGAGGAGGGAACAAGUUCGGCAUAGUGUUUCGAUGGCGAUUACAAACACAUGAACAAGCAAAAAUUGUUUAUGGAGGAAUGCGAAUUUAUCCACAAUCCCGUAAAAAGGUCAUCAAUCAAGCAAUGGUGAACUUUUUGAGUAAUAAUACCGAUCCUGGCGCUCAACUAAUCAUUUCGUAUGGUGUUGCAUACAAGCUGAUCGGUAUAAUUUGCUUGCAAGUAUAUUAUCCCCAUCAAGAUCCUGGAUCGAUCUUUUCGGAAUUUGAUGUUGAACGAGUGGGAAAAGCAUGGUCAGAUUCAUGGGGUCCGACAACGUUUGCGGAUUCUGUCGGAACGUCAUAUACGGAAAUGCAUGCAAAUCAAAGAUCUUUGAUGGACGAACAAAACUUCCAAAACUUUCAUUCGGUUGCAUUAUUGAAUGCGGCAGCAGAUCUGAGUUACGAGUAUGGACGUAAGUGGUUCAUUAAAGGUAGAUUCAUGCCACUUUCACAAUCGAUUUGCAGUAUUGCUAUUGAACCUUUUCAACAAGGAUGGGGAGCGCAAUUUAAAGAGACACAAGGCGUUUAUCCAUACCACAACAGUCCGAUGCCUAUCAUCUUGUUGUUCUAUUGGAAGAAUGCAAGGGAUGACGAAUACUUUACACAAACAGCACGCUUUAUGAUCGAUAGAUUACGUCAAAUUGCUAUAGAAGAAGGGCAAGAUUUAUCAAACUUUCCAGCUUAUCCGAAUUAUGCUCAGGCGGACAGAACACCAGAAGGAUUGUUUGGUAAAGAGAAUUGGGAAAGGCUGAGAGGAUUACAGAAACGAUAUGAUCCUGAGAAUGUUAUGGGAUUGACUAAAUACUUUUCCUAG
Messenger RNA from Meira miltonrushii, 1470 nucleotides. RefSeq names its product FAD-binding domain-containing protein. The transcript has a single exon. The coding region runs from base 1 to 1470 and encodes 489 amino acids. Gene Ontology annotation, molecular function: oxidoreductase activity; FAD binding. Lineage: Eukaryota; Fungi; Basidiomycota; Exobasidiomycetes; Exobasidiales; Brachybasidiaceae. The record is from RefSeq and is a predicted model, not a curated record.